Messenger RNA from Penicillium nucicola, 3366 nucleotides. Its product is annotated as sporulation-specific 71 family protein. The record is from RefSeq and is a predicted model, not a curated record. NCBI's taxonomy places the organism in Eukaryota, Fungi, Ascomycota, Eurotiomycetes, Eurotiales, Aspergillaceae. The transcript has 3 exons. Bases 1 to 3366 code for a protein of 1121 amino acids. Gene Ontology annotation, biological process: ascospore-type prospore membrane formation; protein localization to prospore membrane. Gene Ontology annotation, cellular component: prospore membrane.
AUGAGCACUCCACCGGAUCAGGCCGACGGGUCGCCAGGACCUGACCCACGCUUGCCAAGUCAUGAGCACUAUCAUGGUUUGCAGGCUGGGUCCUAUACAGAUCAACAGCUGCGUCAUGCCUCUGCCAACCAUCUGCAUAUGACCCACCGGCGUUUUUUCGUCGGACCAAUUCCUGAAGGCUGGCUUCAAGGCCAUCGAAAGUCGUGGUACAAGUCUCGACUAAGGCUCAGAAAUUAUACGUCACAAGCUAUUUCGUUUUCUGCCGGCCCAGUUGCGACCCAUUACAGCGAACAGGACCCACAGGCUGAGCCAGCGCUACCUGACCUGGACGAGGAGGUGGCUUUGACACUUACAAGUUCAUCUGCUAGGGCUGCAGCGGAGCAAGAAGAGGAGAUUGAAGUCGAAGAAGCUACAAGUGAACCUGAAAGGGAACUUCGGACCCUCACUCACCCCACGGCCGAAGCUAGUGGUGACGAUCCCCUAUGGGGAGUCGAUGCGGAAAAUGAGCACAGUGAUGAUGGGAAUGCCACUGAAACCGGAAGAAACGGCGAAGAGGAUAGCGGGAAUGAAACGGAAGAUACCGACAGCACGCCCAAAGCAAGACCAAGGGACACUGAUGUUUACGACAACGAUGUUGCUUCGUCUUCAUUUGUCACGGCCAGAGAAGAGAUGUCAAGCUCUGCAAACACAGGGUACACUGCAUAUACUGGGCUUUCUGUCAAUACAGAGGAUUCCUCAUCUACUCUGCAGCCCAACAGAUUAACAAUUGGUCAGCGCUCAACGUCGUAUGGCUCACAAAACACACCCCUGAGGAGCCAAAUUUCUGCUAGCCCCCUUACUCCAAAUUUAUCUACGGGUGCCAGUGAGGCCGACUCAACGACACAGUUGUUGAGAAGUAGAUACAAGGACAAGGGAAAGCAGAAAAGUAAGAGCUCUGGUAUAUCUCGCGCAACGCUCCGACACCAUGACCACGAUCCUCAAGAUGAGGAUGAUGAACUAGGCGAAAAUGGCAUCAGAGACGUGCCACAGCGCAUGUUUACCAAGAGAAUGGCAAAACUCAACCUGGAUGACAACAUCAAGCACAAGCAGCAACGGAUUCGUUCCCGAAUUGCAAAGACACAGGGCACUAUUUCGGCCAAUCGGCCCCGUCGGCGAAAGGUACAAGAUGGAGAGAUUGUCAAGGCGGAAAAGAUGCUGGUCUGCGUGGAGGAAACCAUGCAAGGCAGACUUCCCGCCGAUUACUCCGAGAAUGACAGCCUGCGCAUGGAAACCCGCACUGUGGACAAGUGGCGAGAGUUUCUCGUUGUAUGUCGAAAAAGCUGCGCAGAACAUGCGCCAUUUGCCCUGCAAAUGUAUCGCACUCGUGUCAUUCCUGAUGUGCAACGACCGAAUAGCAAAACGCCACCUUAUUACGAGAUACGACUCAACCACAAGAAUACUCGUGUUAACCUUUACUCUCCUCUUGAUAAAACCAUUGUGAUCUGGAGCCCUUGCAGACGUGGCACCAAAAUCUAUAUUAUCCGACCGAAGUCUGCUGCUCACUCUGCCGAGUGGUAUACUUUUAUUCGCCAAGUGCUUGGCUGGCGACGUCCAACGUCACUCCCUAUCAACGUUCCUGAUUUGGGUGUCUCGCUCAUCUUCAAAAACCCGUUCACUCAGCUUGGAUCUGGUCGAAAAACAGAUACCUGUGAAGAGCAUGCGGCGUUAGAUGAGAAAUUUGUUGCUCAGAGCAUCAUCAGAGAAUGCUUGAACAUGCUCGAAGGUCGUUCUGAAUGGGCUGAGGUAUUGAAGGCUUGGACUAAGACUGAGAAGAUGGGUCUUGCUUGGAAACGAUAUGAUCGAUUGGAGUGGGUGUUUGGUGUCAACGAAGAAAAGAUGUUUGGUACCAUCGCCAUGCAGUCAUCACAUGAGCUUGAGUUACGACCGAGACAUCACUACUCAACUGCAGUCAGACAGAACGGUGUGAGGCAGGAGGAACCUGCACCUAUUGAGGGUUUCCUCGUUCGUCUCACCUCCCAAAAGGGCGUUCACCAAAGAAUGAACAGGAUGUUCUUCAAGCGGCUGUAUUUCUUCACCCAGGAUCAUUUCCUCUUCUUCUGCCGACCAGCCAAGGCAUGGCCACCACCGCCCCCAAAGUUUUCCCCAUCACAAGCUCCGCCGCAAGAUGGAACUGUGCCAUCUGCACGUCAAAUCCUCGAUGAGAUACCGCUCUCGUGGGAUGUGAAUCCAUAUCCUCUUGAAGACGGCCGUAUCGCUUGGCUGUCCAACGGCAAUAAAGAGUUCAUAAAAAGACACGAUGAGGAGGCCUUUGCACACGUGCAAAGGAAUGUCCACAACAUUGGCCAUGCGGAUGGUUAUAUUGAUAUGUGUCAGGUGCAGGAAGUUCGCAAUAUCAAGCGCGGUAGCAGUCCUGCUGACACCAACAUUGAUCAUGGACCUUCGGUUGAUUACGACCAACAGGUGACGGACUCACGACAGGACGAUGGUGCCACACAAGAGUUCAACGACGAUAAAACCUUUGAAAUGGUUCUGGACAAUGGUCUUGUCAUCCGACUCCAGGCAUAUGAUGCCGCUAGUCGGGACGAAUGGGUCAAACGGCUCGAUGCUUUGGUCAAAUACUGGCGUUUGCGUUGCGCAACCGAUGCAGCGGAGUUGCAGUCAGUCCGACGGCGCAAUCUCAAGCUUUUGGAAAUCGAUGAAGCUAUGGAGUCGGUUGUUGGGCAGUUUGCGAAGAAAUGGGAAGUGAAGAAAGCUGAGGCAUCUCCACAUUUGCACAAUAUGUGUCUGCUUUCCGGCUGUCGGACUAUCAAGAUGGCUGGACUACUCUAUCGCAAGCCCCGACGCCGCGCGACUUUCAACCAGUGCCAUGUCAUUCUCACAGCGGGUAAACUGAUAAUCUUCUCAAGCACGCUGCGUCACCGAAAUGGUACCGAAAUACCACACAUCCAUGAAGAGCUCCAAUCAACCAUUGAACUAGCGGAUUGCUAUAUCUAUUCCGGUCUUCUCACCGAAGAUGACUUGUUAUACGGCAAUCAGACAUUCGACAGCAACAAUCCGGGACUUCAUGCUCUCCCUCGGGUUUACCUCGACUCAGAUACCUUCACAAGUCACGACGAAGAUACCGCUAUCACCUUUGUUAUCUGGCAGCCUCUGAAGAAGAGCUAUUUCCGCGCUCAGGAAACGGGAGUACAGGGCAAAGCGAAACGAUCCAUUCGACAUGUCUCCACACUCGGAAAGCAUGGCCGCACGAUUGUGUUCAAAGCGCGUAGUCGUGUCGAGAAGGAUCGCUGGGUUAUGAGCAUUUCUUCGGAAAUUGAUCGUCUCCAGGAGGAGAAGCACGAGGAUAUACGACUUGUCUCUCCUUGA